AUGGAGAGCGCGGCAGAUUAUUCGCCGCUUGUGCUUGAGGACCCCGACCUGCUCUGCACAAUCCUCGCGCAGCUCCCGGACGCGCACGCACUCGUUGCGGCGGCAGCGGUCGCACGGCUGUGGCGCGUUCAGGGCCGCGACGACCGCGUGUGGCGCGCCCUCUACCGCAAGGUCUGGGGUCCGCGGGUGGGGUCGGCGGAGCCGCCGCUGCGCGACGUCCGCGUGGGCUGUUUCGUCGAGCUCUCCGGGCUGACUGCGAGGCCAGACCUGAACGGUCGGGUGGCGCAGGUGUUGGACAAUGAGGCGGACGGGACGUGGAGAGUCAAACCCGUGAAUCUCGUCGCGUGGGAACGGUACCUUCGAGAUCAGAUCGAGGUGAUGACCCGCGCUUAUUCCCUCCCUCCCCUGUUUGGAGAGACCCUCAGCGCAGAAGACUACGCCGCCUCAACUCUUGACGAGGAAGCGCUCCACGUGCAGCCGCAGAAUUUGCACGGACAGUGGCGGCUUCGCUUCCGACGCCGCCACACUGGCUUCGAGUUUGUAAACCUGCUGGGCGGAUCGGGGCAGGUGCAGGUCGACGAACACGGCUUCUCGACGGCCGUCGGCCUACAGACCUUGACGUACAGACACCAUGGUCUCGUGCUGCGCGGCCGCCGCCCGCUCCAGUUUAUCGAGGACGAGCUCGCGUACUUUGAGGUCUCCACGAGCGCCUCUUCGGUCGGCGUCACGGUCGGCUCGGCGUACGAUGGACAGCGUGCACUGCACAUCGGCUGGCGGAGCACGGCGUACGGCUACCACAGCGAUGACGGCGCGAAGUGGCGCCACGACGCGGUCGCGGGCCCUCGCACGAACGGCGCGAUCAUGAACGGCGUCACCUUCGGUGAGCCCUUCGGGGGCCACCGCGGCUCAGCGGUCGACACGGUGGGCUGCGGGCUCGACCUACGCCGCCGCUCCGUCUUCUUCACAAAGAAUGGCAAGCUGCAGGGCACUGCCUUUGAGAACUGCUGCCUGUCCCGACUUUGCCCCCGACUUUACCCGACGGUGGCGCUGCACGAGGACGGUGACCGCUGCCGCUUCAACUUCGGAGCAGAGCCCUUCCUCUUCGACAUCGCUGCGUUUGCGGUGAGCGACGCGCGAACGGAGGUGGGAGGGCGCCCCGCGUUGGCUGGGCCGCGCUGCGCCAAGGCGGCGGAGUGCACUCUACAAGGUGCACGGGGAGGCCGCUGGCGCUUGGGCCGGAGCCCCGACCGCUUUCAAAGCUACUAG
Molecule: messenger RNA, 1266 nt
Organism: Emiliania huxleyi CCMP1516
Lineage: Eukaryota; Haptophyta; Isochrysidales; Noelaerhabdaceae
Exons: 3
Coding region: 1-1266 (421 amino acids)
Biological process (GO): proteasome-mediated ubiquitin-dependent protein catabolic process
Cellular component (GO): nucleus; cytoplasm
Molecular function (GO): protein binding
Source: RefSeq, a predicted model, not a curated record